CCUGCUAACAAAGCGCCCUUUACGCCUGAUCUCGCCGUAGAUCCACGACGCCGACACUCGGUCGCAUCUUUGACAACCUUUGUAUCAGCAAUGUGAAAGCCUAUCUGUCUGCGCAACCAUCAUGUCGCCAUAUCAACAAAUCUUCUCCACCAAUGCCGUCCUAAGCGUCUGGCGCAAUAUCCGCCAUACCAAAGACAACAACGAUCUCCUCCUCGCAUUCCAGUACCACCAAGAAGAUGCUCGCGGCCAGAAGGGCAAGAAAUAUAACAAGGGCAGUACCGUGGAUAGCACGCAAGAGAUCGCAGAUGGAAAGGCAGUAGACAAUGUCGGAAAGAGCAUUGGCUUCGUCGUACCAUGGCGGGCUAUGCAGGCGCAAAGACGUGAACUGAAGGAAAAGGAAAAAGAGCUCGCGGAGGCGCUCGUUGCCCUUGCCGGAGAGGUCGCAUUUACUGACCUCUCUUCGACCCUUCAAUGUUCUCUCACACAAAACCCGCUUAUCCAAAUCCGUCACCUUGCUGCUGGCCUCUCACGUCAAAUGUCAAAGAUCGAAAUACAGAUGGCUGACAAUGCCCCUUUUGCACAUGGAAAGAACCUAUACACUGGAGGCGAGAUAGCGCAAAGAUUCCUUCCACCGAUACAGACGCUCUUCGAACAACGACCCGUACCACAACGCAUGAUCUUCGAGCUGCUGAUGGAAUUAAAAGACUUGAUCUACAUGGGCAUGGCCGGCUGUGAGAAGGAAGUGCUGGAGUGGGAAGUGGACGGAGCCGCGAUCGGAGCGCUCGAGGAACUGGACGAUGCGAUGGUUAGAGCAGUCACACCGUUAACGCCCGCUAUCGAGCCUGAGCAACGAAAAGAGCUGGAAACCGGACCCAGGCGCAUACUCAGGCGCAAAGCCUCGAGUCUCAUAUCAAACUCUCUUACAGUCCAACAGCCAGUGUCGUUCCUCCUUGCAGCACCAGACGAACUUCUUUACAGCCUCGAAUCGCUCGAAACGACAGCGCUCGCUCUUACCCAUCUACCUCUUCCUAUACCCGACCUCUGUGCGCACGCUGUCAUAACUCUCCGUCGUCUCACGCCACGACAGACCCUCACAGACUUCUCGCAACAAAAGAAACGAAGAGCCGGUCGUUGCGCUGAAUACGCACGUUGUAUGAAGUGGGCUGGUACGCAGUGGCGGCAAAAUGGAGGCUGCAGAAGAGGCUGCAAGAAUGAGGACGAAGACCCUGAAAACCUCCCUAGCUGGCAUAGGAGUAGUCGCUGGUUCGACGAGAAGGGCAGUGGGACAUUCAUGGUUGGCGGAGGAAGAGCGACACCCAAAGACGAUGGUUUUGGAGUCGUCAAGAUGACGCCUUCGUAGGACAACAUGGUAGGAUCUUGAUAUUAUUUUUAUAUGACGUUUGGAUGUACACGUACGAUGGGACGGUUUUGUACGAUAAUCGGCGUAGUGAUACCCUCUUCAAUUUUUUUAGUACAUGGUAGGGUAGGGAAACCUUUUUUGUGAAAGCAGUGGUUUCAACGAGGUCUUCUGACAGAACACAGGUUGUUGUUUGGUACAUGAGCAAGGACUACGCCGGGCAGAUAGUUUUACGAGCUUUCAAUCAUCUCAUAAGGAGCUCUCAACUUGCCAAAUAUGAUUCA
Molecule: messenger RNA, 1641 nt
Organism: Alternaria alternata
Lineage: Eukaryota; Fungi; Ascomycota; Dothideomycetes; Pleosporales; Pleosporaceae
Exons: 2
Coding region: 122-1360 (412 amino acids)
Source: RefSeq, a predicted model, not a curated record